This is a messenger RNA of Cynara cardunculus var. scolymus (artichoke), 3920 nucleotides long. Its product is annotated as protein GIGANTEA-like. The transcript is spliced from 15 exons. Gene Ontology annotation, biological process: regulation of long-day photoperiodism, flowering; response to stress; regulation of circadian rhythm. Gene Ontology annotation, cellular component: nucleus. NCBI's taxonomy places the organism in Eukaryota, Viridiplantae, Streptophyta, Magnoliopsida, Asterales, Asteraceae. The coding region runs from base 328 to 3735 and encodes 1135 amino acids. The record is from RefSeq and is a predicted model, not a curated record.
GCCGGAAGAUCCACCCACAACUUUUCUCUCUCUAUUUAAUUCUAAUCUUGACGCUUAAAAGAGCAGGGCUACAACGUAGUCCUAUUGGACUGCAUACUAAAAGAGCAAUACUUGUGCUUUCAAAAAAUUUGGAUUUCGAGUUUCUAAACUCAAGUCUGCUGUAGUAAUUGAACUGUUUAGUGAGAGACAGCGGCUGGUGUAUAAAAUGCUGAAUUACAAUCUUCUCAUUCUUGAUUGGUAGCAGCAGAAAAAGUUGAAGCUUGCAGAUUCUACCAUUGUCUCUGCCAAUAUUAGCAGAAAGGAAGGGAUAGUCUAGACCUUUCGGAUAUGGCUGCUACAUCUGCAAGGUGGACUGAUGGUCUACAAUUCUCGUCAUUGUUUUGGCCGGCCCCACUAGAUGUGCAGCAGCGGAAGGCGCAAAUUACUGCAUAUGUUGAUUACUUUGGUCAAUUUACAUCAGAGCAAUUUCCUGAAGAUAUAGCUGAGCUGGUUCGCCACCGCUAUCCGUCACAGGAAAAACGUCUGUUUGAUGAUGUCUUGGCAACGUUCGUCCUUCAUCAUCCAGAGCAUGGGCAUACCGUCAUUCUUCCGAUUAUUUCAUGCAUUAUUGAUGGUACCAUGGAGUAUGAUAGGAGCACUCCAUUUGCUUCAUUCAUUUCCCUUGUCUGCCCAAGUGAUGAUAACGAGUAUUCUGAACAGUGGGCACUGGCAUGUGGAGAGAUUUUACGAAUCUUAACCCAUUACAACCGGCCGAUUUUUAAGGCCGAUCGUCAGCAAAAUGUUACAGAUAGAAGCAGCAGUGGAAGCCAAGCUUCAACAAGUAACUCUCCAGAUAGUGAAACUUCUUCACCAUCUGCGCAGAAUGACCUGAAACCACUGAGGCCUUUGUCUCCCUGGAUUACUGACAUCUUGCUCGCUGCGCCUUUAGGCAUCAGAAGUGACUACUUCCGCUGGUGUGGUGGUGUCAUGGGAAAAUAUGCUGCAGGGGAACUCAAGCCACCUUCUGUUGUCAUGGCUUCUUCUCGAGGAUCUGGAAAGCAUCCACAGCUAGUUCCAUCAACUCCUAGGUGGGCUGUUGCUAAUGGUGCUGGUGUGAUAUUGAGCGUUUGCGAUGAGGAAGUAGCUCGUUAUGAGACUGCUACUCUGACUGCAGCUGCUGUUCCUGCUCUUCUACUUCCUCCUCCAACAACAUCCAUGGAUGAGCAUCUUGUUGCAGGCCUUCCAGCUCUAGAGCCAUAUGCAAGAUUGUUUCAUAGGUAUUAUGCGAUUGCUAGUCCAAGUGCUACCCAGAGACUUCUUCUUGGACUUCUAGAAGCACCACCAUCAUGGGCUCCAGAUGCUCUUGAUGCUGCUGUUCAGCUUGUAGAGCUCCUGAGAGCUGCAGAAGACUAUGCAUCCGGCAUGAGACUUCCAAGAAACUGGAUGCAUUUGCACUUCUUGCGUGCAAUUGGAACUGCAAUGUCCAUGAGAGCUGGCAUUGCUGCAGAUUCUGCAGCUGCUUUACUUUUCCGGAUACUGUCCCAACCUGCUUUGCUUUUUCCUCCUCUUAGACAAAUUGAAGAAGUUGAACUUCAAAACGAACCUCCAAAUGGUCACAAUCCAAGCCAUAAAAAGCAGAGAGAAAUGCCAACAACUGAGGAAACGAUUGAUGCUACUGCCCAGGGAAUUGCCUCGAUGCUCUCUGCACAUGGACCUGAAGUUGAAUGGAGAAUAUGCACCAUAUGGGAAGCUGCUUAUGGCUUAAUUCCCUUAAGUUCUUCUAUUAUUGAUCUACCUGAAAUUAUCGUUGCGGCGCCUUUGCAACCUCCCGCCUUGUCAUGGAACCUGUACAUACCCCUUCUUAAAGUUCUCGAGUAUCUUCCUCGUGGAAGUCCAUCUGAAUCUUGUCUCAUGAAAAUCUUUGUUGCUACUGUUGAAGCAAUUCUUCAGCGAACAUUUCCAGCAGAGUCCUCGUAUGAUCGAACUAGGAAAACGACACAUGUUUUUGGAUCUGCCUCCAAAAAUAUUGCCGUGGCAGAGCUUCGCACAAUGGUCCAUUCCCUCUUUUUGGAAUCAGGUGCCACUGUAGAGCUUGCUUCUCGACUACUUUUUGUUGUAUUGACUGUUUGUGUAAGUCAUGAAGCACGGCCUCAUGGGGUUAAGAGGCCAAGAGAUGAAGAUAGUUUUCCUCCUGUUGGUGAAAAAUUGGAAGCAAUGUCCGGAAAGCAGAGAAAUUUGGCAUCUAAAAGAUUAAAUAAGCAAGGACCUGUUUCAGCUUUUGAUUCUUAUGUUCUAGCUGCAGUCUGUGCUCUUGCCUGUGAACUUCAGAUCUUCCCAUUGAUUUCAAGAGUCGGUAAGCAAUCAAACUCGAAGGAUGUUGCAAAAUCUGCAAAAGUGGUUGAAACUUUCAAUGACUUCCGGAGUAGUAUCGACUCUGCAGUUUGUCAUACUCGUCGAAUGUUGGCCAUCUUAGAGGCACUAUUUUCCCUGAAGCCAUCUUCCGUUGGUACCUCAUGGAGUUAUAGUUCGAAUGAAAUAGUUGCUGCUGCUAUGGUUGCAGCUCAUAUCUCCGAACUCUUUAGACGGUCAAAGGCUUGUAUGCGUGCACUCUCUGUCCUGAUGCGAUGCAAGUGGGAUAAGCCAAUUCAUUCUACAGCAUCUUCACUAUAUAACUUAAUUGAUAUUCACAGUAAAGCCGUUGCAUCGAUUGUCAAUAAGGCAGAACCACGUGAAGCCCAUCUACUGAAUGCACCUCUGUGGAAAGAUGCUCGUGUGUGCCUAAAUGGUAAAAGACAAAAUAGGGGCACAAAUGCUGCUAUCAGCUCCGGGAAAGGCCAGUCAUCAAGCAAGUGUGAUGAUUCAAGAUCACUACGUACAUGUGAGGAAGUUUCCACUUUGUGCGAGGAUUCAGAAAAAGGAAUAACUAGUUUUCCAUUCAAUGCUUCGGAGUUGGCCAACUUCCUGACAAUGGAUAGGCAUAUUGGGUUUAAUUGUGGUGCUCGAGUCCUUCUAAACUCUGUACUGACAGAGAAACAAGAGUUAUGUUUCUCUGUUGUUUCAUUACUCUGGCACAAGUUGAUUGCAUCACCUGAAACACAACUUAGUGCAGAAAGCACUUCUGCCCAGCAAGGAUGGAGACAGGUGGUUGAUGCACUAUGCAAUGUGGUGUCAGCAUCACCAACAAAGGCUGCAACUGCUGUUGUCCUUCAGGCGGAAAGAGAAUUGCAGCCUUGGAUUGGUAAAGAUGAUGAUGCUGGUGAAAAGAUGUGGAGAAUCAACCAGCGUAUUGUGAAGCUGAUUGUGGAGCUAAUGAGAAACCACAAUACCCCCGAGUCAUUGGUAAUAAUGGGCAGCGCAUUAGACCUCCUGUUGCGUGCCACAGAUGGGAUGCUUGUUGAUGAAGAAGCAUGUACUUUACCACAACUGGAGCUUUUGGAAGCAACGGCUAGAGCGGUUCAACCGGUGGUUGAGUGGGGAGAAUCUGGAAUGGCAAUUGCAGAUGGGCUCUCAAAUCUUCUCAAGUGUCGGUUGGGGGCCACAGUGCGGUGCCUAUCUCACUCGAGUGCUCAUGUGCGUGCCCUUAGCACAUCGGUCCUUAGAGCCAUAUUGCAGGUGGACAAUGUUAUGGAGUGGGAGGGAGAUGUAAUAAGUAAAUGUCUAACAUGGGAAGCUCAUAGUCGAAUGGCAACAGGAAUGCCGAUUCAGUAUCUUCAUGCGGCUGCUAAGGAAUUGGGAUGUCCCAUAUUAUCCAUCUAGAUUUCAUUUUCAUUUUCAUUUUCUACUAACACGUAAUGUAAUGUUGAACUUAACGAUAAUUAACCGCUUGUACAGUAGUGUAUCAGUAGUAGGAUUUAAUUGUGUUUGACAAACAUCAUGUAUGUAACCUUGAGCCAGAUAUACAUGUAUUCUUUUUGACUCAUGAAACCACUUGUAAUUCUUCC